Messenger RNA from Theobroma umbraticum, 2667 nucleotides. Its product is annotated as DEAD-box ATP-dependent RNA helicase 31-like. NCBI's taxonomy places the organism in Eukaryota, Viridiplantae, Streptophyta, Magnoliopsida, Malvales, Malvaceae. The record is from RefSeq and is a predicted model, not a curated record. Gene Ontology annotation, molecular function: RNA helicase activity; ATP binding; nucleic acid binding.
CUAUCGCCGUUUUAUUCAAGACGUUAAACCCUUGAAAAUCCUAACUCGCCAUUUCCCGUCAUUUUGGAAAAGCUAGCACUGCAAACCGGCUGUCGGAAGCUCUGGGUAAACAAAUGCCUAUCAAGUUUCUGCCACAGGUUCGUCUUCUCAGCCUGUCUCUACCGGUCACCCGUUUCCCCUCUAUGAGACCUGGAGCCUCCAUUGGCUCUAACGGGUCCAUGCGCGUUUUAAAUAGGGUAUUCCCUUUUAAACUCAAAUUCAUUGGCUUAUCACCUGGCUUUAACGGACAUCUCGGUGUGCGGAGCCUCUCCACCAGGUCGUGUCGACCUAAGCCCGGGUCAAGCUCCGAGUUCACUCGUAAAGACAGGGGAGAUGUCCUUACCUCGAAGAGUCUGAUCGAGGACGAGGCAGAACUCAGUGACUGGGUCGGCGAGUUGAGAACCGACUCGUUCCGUGGUCGACUCACUAGUGAAGACGAGGAGUUAGAUGCGGAUAGAGCACGUAAUAGAGUUAGGAGUAGAGAUAGAGAGAGAAAUAGGGGCUCCGUGAAGAGGAGAAGAGAGAGUGAGUUCGACAAUUUUCGUGAGUCGAACAGGAGGGGAACUCGGUGCAACCCGGGCGAUUCUUUUUCGAGGAAUUCUCGGUUCAGUAAACGGUUUGAUAGUGAAUUAGAAGACGAAGACAAUGAUGACGAUGAGGAGGAGGAGGAAUCUUACUCGAGGAGAAAAACUCGGGGGGCAAAAAGAGAGAAUAAAAAUGUGGAUUCAUGGAAAGGAAGGGGGAACGAGAGGGGUUUGAAUUCAAGAAAUAUGGGGAACGGAAGAAGAAAUUUGGGAACAAAAUCAAACUUUCGGAAAGAUAAAGAUGAUGAUGCUAAUGACUUUGAAGAAGAAAGAGGGAGGGUAAUAAGAGCUACUGCAAAUUUUCUUAGCGAGGAAGAUAGUGAUAUUAAUGAUGAUGAAGAUGAUGAUGAUGAUGUAGUUUUUCGGAAGACUGCGAGUUCCGCACUUGGAUUGGAUAAGGAUGUUAGGCAAACAGGGAGUCCGAGAAGUUCACCAGGGAAAUCUGAUUCUUAUUUGAGUGAAUCAAGAUUUGAUCAAUUUUCACUAUCUUCCUUGUCACUAAAGGGAAUUAAGGAUGCUGGCUAUGAGAAGAUGACCGUGGUACAGGAGGCUACUCUUCCAGUUAUACUCAAAGGCAAGGAUGUACUGGCCAAGGCCAAAACGGGCACGGGAAAGACAGUAGCAUUUUUGCUUCCAUCGAUUGAAGUUGUUUCAAAGUUGCCUCCUAUUGAUCGCGAUGUAAAGCGGCCACCAAUUCAUGUACUUGUAAUAUGCCCAACUCGAGAACUUGCAAGUCAAGCUGCUGCAGAAGCUAACACCUUGUUGAAGUAUCAUUCUUCUAUUGGUGUUCAAGUUGUCAUUGGAGGUACAAGACUUGCUUUAGAGCAAAAACGCAUGCAAGCAAACCCUUGCCAGAUUCUUGUCGCUACACCUGGAAGGCUCAGAGAUCAUAUUGAGAAUACUGCAGGAUUUGCAACAAAGCUGAUGGGUGUGAAGGUCCUUGUACUUGAUGAAGCAGAUCAUUUAUUAGACAUGGGUUUUCGUAAAGACAUCGAAAGGAUAAUUGCUGCUGUUCCAAAGCAACGGCAAACACUAUUAUUUUCUGCUACAGUUCCUGAAGAGGUCCGUCAAAUCUGCCACAUUGCAUUGAGAAGAGAUCAUGAAUUCAUCAAUACCGUUCAAGAAGGCAGUGAGGAGACUCAUUCACAGGUCAGACAAAUGCACAUGGUUGCUCCACUAGACAAGCAUUUUUCCCUGCUGUAUGUUCUUCUUAAAGAACAUAUUGCAGAUGAUGUUGACUACAAGGUUCUUGUAUUCUGCACUACUGCUAUGGUAACGAGACUGGUAGCUGACCUUCUUGGUGAGCUGAACCUGAAUGUUAGAGAGAUACAUUCAAGAAAACCUCAGAGUUAUAGAACCAGGGUAUCUGAUGAAUUCCGCAAGUCAAAAGGUCUUAUUCUUGUGACAUCUGAUGUAUCUGCUCGUGGGGUUGAUUAUCCUGAUGUUACACUUGUUAUACAGGUGGGCUUGCCAGCCGAUAGACAACAGUAUAUACAUCGGCUAGGUAGAACCGGGCGUAAGGGUAAAGAAGGGCAAGGUAUACUCUUGCUAGCACCAUGGGAGGAAUACUUUGUAUCUAGCAUCAAGGAUUUGCCAAUAACAAAGGCUCCUUUGCCUUUGGUGGAUCCAGACACAAAGAAAAAGGUGGAACGGGCACUUUCCAAUGUUGAGAUGAAAAACAAGGAAGCUGCAUAUCAGGCAUGGCUUGGUUAUUACAAUUCCACUAAGAACGUAGGCAGGGAUAAGUAUAGACUUGUGGAGCUUGCAAACGAGUUCAGUAGAAGCAUGGGUCUCGAUAAGCCUCCUGCAAUUCCCAAGCUCGUCAUUAGCAAGAUGGGCCUAAGGAAUGUCCCUGGUUUGCGUUCCAAAUAGAUCUGGAGCUUAACCAGUGAUUCAUUUGCAUCAAUUGUCAGUUCACAUCACCCUUGAAUAUUCCUAUAGAAGAUGAUUGUAGGAAAUUCCUUUUGCAGAUCACCAGAUAUACAAAAUUAAUAACAUUGUCUUCAAAAUUUUCUUAGUGAUAUAUUCAGAUUAAUGUGUCUCA